Messenger RNA from Spizellomyces punctatus DAOM BR117, 3087 nucleotides. RefSeq lists its product as uncharacterized. Gene Ontology annotation, cellular component: TSC1-TSC2 complex. NCBI's taxonomy places the organism in Eukaryota, Fungi, Chytridiomycota, Chytridiomycetes, Spizellomycetales, Spizellomycetaceae. The transcript is spliced from 12 exons. Bases 18 to 2921 code for a protein of 967 amino acids. The record is from RefSeq and is a predicted model, not a curated record. Gene Ontology annotation, biological process: negative regulation of TOR signaling; regulation of cell cycle.
CUUUCAACUUUCUUUCAAUGUCCACCCGCGACGUUCUCGCACUCAUUGCCAGUGACCUGAAAGCAUCUACUUCCGACCUUCUCCUCGAAACUCCCCCGCGCAUUGAUGCAUCCAAAACAUUCUCAACACUCCACAACUACAUAACUCACCACCCCGUCUCCCCACCUACGUUCCAUUCUUCUGCGGAUAAACUCGCAACAGAACUUGUUUCUCUUUAUCGCUCUACAUUUGCCCCCAAAGAUACCCAAUCGCAUAGGGGUGUGUACCGAUUGGACUUAGAGCAGGUCGCGGGGGAGGAUACAAAAUUGCUGGUUCUGGUCGCAUGGUUACAAAAGCUGUUGCCCAUAUAUGAUCCAUCACGGUUCAUAGCAGAUUGGUGGGAGAGUUUUAUGAAACCGGUGCUAACGGCAGGGAGAUGGAAACCUUUGGUGGAUCGCGUGACAAAUAUUACCGUUGAAUUGCUAUCUUAUGAGCACUGGUCAUGGGCCCAGAAUAUGGGAAAUCUGCCUGGAAUUGAACAGUUUCGACGUGCGAUUGUGGGGUCCUACUUGGCUGAGCGGGCUCUGGUUUGGGAACGAGGGCAGACGAGUAGUAAAGAAUACGGCCCGGGCGGCGUAACACCUUUAGCAAUUUCCGAGCGGGCUAAUAGAAAGAUUGGAGCAUUCUGGGAUACCGUAUGCGCAAACAAUUUGGAACGAGUCCUGAUGCAAUUUGGGGUUGCAAGACCAAAGGACUUUUUUGACUUGUUGAAUGAAUACUGUGUAAACAAGCAACAUCGGAUGCAUGUUCUUGUGUUUCUGAUCAAAUUUGGGCGGCGUGAGGAAGCACCACUCUACUAUAUCCACGAAAGCAAACUAUUUCAUACCAUUUUGAGCAGUGCCAUGAAAGAUACCAAUCCGGGAAUUAUAUGCUCUAUAGUAACGUUCCUCACCGUCCUCAUGCCGUCAAUUGUAGGACGAUUAGUAGAUACUCUGAACGAUCUACUAGCUAUCCUGCUGCGGCUCGUAUAUUGGGAAUCCACCUAUUCGAUUGUUCUCAAUCUCACCAGCAAACGAUCGCAUCAGGUCACUCAUCGGUCGGAAAUUGAAGAACCACAAGUAGCUGUCGAUACUAUUCUUACAGAGUAUACCCACGUCGCGAUUGCAGAAUCCAUCGAGAACUACUUUACGCUACUCUACGGUAUUUUUCCCUGUAAUACCGUAGAGUUUUUACGGGCGUUUUACGAGGUGAAGAGACCAGAUUUCCAAUGGCGAGAUCAGAGUGGGGUCUUGAGUGGAACUUUUGAGCUUGCGGAUGAUCCGUUUAUGGAGAUGAGGAAACAAGUUGAUGAAAUGGAAGAUAUGGACUUGAAUGAUAUUGUUGUCAAGAAGUUGAUGACACUUUCAAAGUCCCACCGAUUACAUCAAAAUCUUCUCUUUUUGACAUCUCAGAAGGAGCGCGAAAUGUCCAAGCUGGUUCAGAAGGACCCCUCUGACGUUAUAAUCGAAAGCCUAGAGCUCCGCAGCUAUUCUGGUCUGCAAGCUGCAGCGAACGAUAAUAAGCCAAGUGCUGUGUCGAUACAUUCCGUUGAGGAAGGAAAUGAGGAAUCUAUUAGACGGUUCACUAUCUUGGAUCACACGGAGCAUGUCGCCCCCAUUCUCUCUCCUGUGCCUAAGCUCAAGGAUCGGGGAUCGGAAUCCAUAUUAGAUGUGAAUGCCGUCAAGUCCACCUUGCAGGGUGAUGGUGCUAGUACCGCAUCUGCUGAGGUCAGACAACCUACUUCUUCACGUGAAACAGAAGAUGCUGUUCCUGGAGUGUCAGCCGAGCCUGAAGGUAGACCGAUAGGGCCUCAAAAGAAGGUGAAAACGGUGGCGCAGGGUGACGUGGGCGAAGCUGGCGUUGACUUGAAUGCCAUUUUGAACAUCAACCGCAUAUUGCGAACGACUAUAAUCGGUUAUAAGGAUUCCCUGGCAACCCUCCCAACAUGUACCCCGGAACAGUGUCUCACACCCUCCCAUGUCGACAUCCUCAAGCUACAGCUUCUCCUCCUUCUCAAUGACAUCAACUUCCAAUUCUACUUGCGCUAUCAUCACAUCCAAUUCAUUAGGAAACUCCGAAAGGACCACAUCCAGGAGGAAGUAAAAGAGGCUGACCGACAAUCUGUCUUCGAAAAGCUUAAAAUCCAGAAUCAAGAAAUAAGUCUUCUCCACGAUAACCUUAAUCGUCAACGCCAAGAAGCCUCGUCCAUCCGCGAGAGACAGCGGAAAUAUGAAGAGGAGCUUUCUAGGCGAUUGCGUGUCGCUAAGGAGGAAGCGGUCUUGUUGAAAGCAGAGGUGGCGCGCUUGAAGGACGGGAUUCGGAAAGGUGAUAUGGAAAUGGAUGAAUUGCGGAAAUCAGCGGGUGAUGCUGAUGCUAGGAUCUUCCAGCUUCAAACAGAAAUAGAUGUCACGGCCCCUGACUUGGAAAGACUAAAAGAAUGCGAAGAGACCAUUGAAGCCUUAUCAAAACGAGUUUUAGCGCGGGAAGGAACUGAAGCCCAAGCAGAACUUUGGUCCCGCGAAAAAGACCAACUAGUCGAUCGAGUGGUGGGGUUACAGAUGCAACUGGCCGAUGCGGAUCGGGAGGUGGAGAAAUUGCAAGCUGAAAUACAGACCCAUGUUCAGACUGCUGGUCAGGCAUGCAUUAGGGCUAAUCAACUAGAAUUGCAGAUGGAAAAGCUGGAGAAAGAUGCGAAGGAACUGGGCUCUACGGUGCAACUCCUUCAAACUAGCAACAGCGAACGGAUCAAGGCCAUUGAGGCUAAGUACGAGACCAUCAAGCGGGUGAAUCUGCAAUUACAGGGAAGGAUAGCGUCGUUGUUGAUGACAAGCGAACUAAGGCAACCCGCGACGUUUUUGGAGCAGGAGGUGGCAUUGCCUGUUACUAUCGGGCGCUAUGAUUGAGCGUUUCCUAUCAUGAAGGCGCCCUCCCAAUAAAAUGAGGCGAGGACGUCCUACUAUGCCCAUCAUCAUCUUGGUAGUGAAAACAUGUUUGUAAUAACAAAAAGUCAUAAAGCUAUGUACAAUGUGUCAAAAAUCUACAGAGAAACUACCGUGCCAUUCUGAUAGG